Messenger RNA from Fibroporia radiculosa, 1971 nucleotides. RefSeq lists its product as uncharacterized. The transcript is spliced from 7 exons. NCBI's taxonomy places the organism in Eukaryota, Fungi, Basidiomycota, Agaricomycetes, Polyporales, Fibroporiaceae. The coding region runs from base 1 to 1971 and encodes 656 amino acids. The record is from RefSeq and is a predicted model, not a curated record.
AUGAGGUUCUUUACUCUCGGGUUGGGGCUAUUAGUCUUGCUCCCUUUUUUGAAAGUACUCGCUGCGCCAUCCACGUCUUCUAUCAAUAGCGACAUCACGCUUUUGUACUACAACGAUCUCGAUAUAAACACCGUCUCUCAGCACAAGGGAGUAUUACUUUUGACUCCUCGGUCACAACCAGACGCCGAUUCAUCAUGCGCGGGACUUAGCGAGACGUUGCUACCUGUGAACGAGACGUUCUUCACAACAGAGUUGGCGACCUUACUCCAAUAUCAAGUCUACGAAGGCGCAUACAGUGAAAGUCAGCUGUACUGGGUAGAGUCUAAUGCAGCGGCAUGCAAUGCUGUCGAUAGUUUGGGAUACGUGGGCCAGAUUUCUUGCGAAAUUGAGCUGCCCACCCUGUGCAGCCAGAGUUCUGCCUUUGACGCAUCCGCAGACUCGGCGAACUUGCUUACCGUGUACGCGAACGACCUGAUUGUUACGGGAUACCGCGACCAACUCUCGUUUCGCUUUGAAGGAAUCCCUUACGUUGAUCCCCCCGUCCAAUGUGUCCAGGCAGGUGCCCCAGACAGUAGCGAGGAUUGCUUGUUCCUCAAUAUUUGGACUCCAUACAUACCUCUGGAUGCAGCCACUGUCUCCGAGGAAAACCUGAAGCCGGUCAUGUUCUAUAUUCACGGUGGUGCUUUCACGAGUGGAACCGGCGCAGAUCCUUCUCUUGCCGGUGGAAACAUGGUCUCACGAGGGGAUAUUGUCGUCGUCACCAUCAACUAUCGUCUUUCUACACUGGGUUUCCUGGCGUUGGAGGAUGGAAAGACUAACGGAAAUUUCGGCUUGGCAGACCAGAUUGCUGCACUGGAUUGGGUGAGAGAGUAUAUCACUGCCUUUGGUGGUGACCCGAACCGUAUUACGAUUUGCGGUGGAUCCGCCGGCGCGGCGUCGGUGCGUGCGCUUCUCGGGUCUCCAGAGGCGAUUGGGAAAUACGCUGCGGCUAUCCCGAUGAGUAAUCUCGCCGGUUCAGACUAUGCAACGACAUACUCGCUCUACUAUACUAUACCAGAAGAAGUCCAGGCGGCGGUGUACCCGAUCUUGGAGGAGAUUGGCUGCAACAUCACAAACGCUCUGGCGUGUCUCACAGCAUACGACGCGUACGAUCUUGUGAAUCUAGUGAAUGUAGCUAGGUUCAUCGUUGUUGACGGCACCAUCAUUACUCACGACGAGCUACCAUUGAACGGGUCGGCUCCUGUUGCCAAUGUCCAUACGCUGAUGGGUUAUAUGCGUGACGAUGGAGCUGCAUUUAUAGGCUACCCAACGACCACAAAUAUCACCCAAGCGCUAAUUGACCAAUACCUCCCUACGACCGUAGCAAAUAGCUCGCUUUUCGUUCCCCCUACGGGUCCCAAUGCGACACUUGACGUGUUUAACUUGACAGCAAGAGUAGCAACAGAUAUCGAAUUCCGCUGCUUGGACCAAGCAACUGCAUACUCUGCUUUGAAGCACGACUUGUUCGAGAGCAUCUGGUUCUAUCAAUUCAACAGGAGCUACCAGACCCCUGGGUUCUCGCCGAACUAUCCCGUCUGCGACGCGCCAAUUACUGCAGAGUACCCGUACGGCGACCCUUCCAUGGAAUAUUUCAAAUGCCACUCCGGGGAGCUCUACUUCGUCUUCGCCAACCUGGCCAGUUCUUUGCCGUACCGUGAUGAUGAGGACCUGCCUUUCUCACAGCAGAUGGUCGAUGUGUGGACGGCCUUUGUGCGUACGUACAACCCGAAUCCCGACCCUGCGUACCUACUGGUCCGUGGAUAUACCAGCCAGCUGGAGGCGCUCACAUCGCAGGACGAGUGGCUACCCGUCACGAAUGAAACGCUGACGACCACGCCGCUCAGGACACUUCAGUACCAGAGCUUUAUGACGGCAUUUGCGGAGCAGGAGCAGUGCGAGUUUGUGGGGUACCCGCUGGAUUACUUUGGAUGA